Messenger RNA from Micropterus dolomieu (smallmouth bass), 1534 nucleotides. It is a transcript of the gene spcs2, whose product is annotated as signal peptidase complex subunit 2. The transcript is spliced from 5 exons. Gene Ontology annotation, cellular component: signal peptidase complex; membrane. Lineage: Eukaryota; Metazoa; Chordata; Actinopteri; Centrarchiformes; Centrarchidae. Bases 76 to 684 code for a protein of 202 amino acids. Gene Ontology annotation, biological process: protein targeting to ER. The record is from RefSeq and is a predicted model, not a curated record.
CCGUCGUUCAAAUGUCGGUGAGAGCCAAUCAGAGGCGUCCAGAUCACAGCUUCCGAUUUAUUUGCGGAAGAGAAGAUGGCGGCCGCGAGGAACGGGAAGAGCGGACUGCUGGAGAAAUGGAGGAUCGAUGAGAAACCCGUGAAGAUCGAUAAGUGGGACGGAGCAGCUGUGAAGAACUCUCUGGAUGACGCUGCGAAGAAGGUGCUGCUGGAGAAGUUCGGUUACGUGGAGAACUUCAAUCUGGUGGACGGCCGUCUGUUUAUCUGCACCGUCUCCUGCCUGUUCGCCAUGUUGGCUCUGGUCUGGGACUUCCUGCACCCCUUCCCUGAGUCCAGACCGGUCCUCGCCUGCUGCGUCGUCUCGUACUUCAUCAUGAUGGGCAUCCUGACUCUCUACACCUCCUACCGAGAGAAGAACAUCUUCCUGGUGGCCCUGCAGAAAGAUCCAGCUGGGAUGGAUCCAGAUCACACCUGGCAGCUCUCCUCCUCCCUCAAACGGUUCGACGACAUGUACACGCUCAGACUUUCCUUCGCCGACGGGAACUCGAAGAAGUGGAGGGAGGCCGAGUUCACCAAGUCGGUGUCGGUGUUCUUCGACGAGAGCGGCACGCUGGUGAUGGACCAGUUCGAAAAGGCUGUUUCUAAACUCCACGACACGCUGGCCACGGACAAGAAGACCAAAUAACACCCUGAAUAUCAUCCUCGCUCCUCACAGCUCGUUGCUUUCACUUCAUUUCCAACGGCAGAGAGAGAAGAACCCGUCACGCUUCCUUUAUUCUGCUGGGGGUGCGUUCAGGGACGCUCGGAGAUCUGAGUGGAACCAGCUGUUGUUAAAUAAUCUCCUGAAUUGAUUUGUUGUGAGAUGAUGAUGACGUCACAUUGAGAGUGAUAAACAGGAAGUGAUAUAUAAAAUGUCUGUAAAACUUUUCUAAAAGCACAGAAACGUUUGAUUUGACGAGAAUUCUCACCUGAAGAUGAUCAGAUAGACGGCGCUUUUUGUCUUCUUCCAAAAUAUAGGUCACGUUGGGUUUGUUGGGUCCCGCUCUGGGGGCCUUCAGCGGGCCCCGCUCCCUCCGUUUCUCUCUCUGUAGGUAAAUUUCCCUGAAAUGAAGUGAAACCAACGAACUGUGAACAGGAAGUCUCUGUCAGGUUCUAGAGUUCGGGCCCCUGAGGCAGCUCUCUGUUCAGUUAAAUGUUUUAUUUGACGUGUUUGACGUGACGGCGAACUGAUGCUUUUAUUUUAUACGUUUUUCUUUUGUCUUUUUAAAGUUUGAAUUAGUUUCCAGUGUGGGGUGGGGGGGGGUUGACGGAGACGUUUUUCAGCCGUUCGUUGGAUCGUCUGUUUCUUGUUUCAUCUGAGCAGCGACAGUGUUGGUUCAGGAGCUCGUCAGUAUUUCUGUGUGGAGUUUUCCUCGCAGCAGGAAGUGGACUGAAUGUUGACUGAACUUUCAUUCUUCUUGUGUCCCAUGAUUCUCUUCUUCUCCUUCUUCUCUGUAACUGCUCAAACAUUAAAGAUGGAUUUUGUUCCCAGAAGA